AUGCGCCUCAUUUCUUUCUUGAUACUCACGGCUGAGAGCCUUGUGAGAGCGGUAGAGGCUGCCGGUGAUUCGGCCAACCAACGCCAGCCCAUCAUCAUCGACACGGAUCUCUUCAGCGACGUUGAUGAUGUCGGGGCUUUGGCAAUUGCGAAUGUCCUGCAUAACUAUGGCUUGGCCGAUCUAAGAGGCAUUGUUCUCAAUACGCCAUCUCAUUACGGAGCCUUGGCUGCAAGUGCACUCUGCACUUACUAUGGGAAUGACGUUCCGAUAGCAGCCUUUCGGCCAAUCACCAAUGACACAUUCUUUGACAGCUUCUUCUAUUUGUACGGCGAAUACGCCAGUAAGUUGGCAUAUCACUGGCCUCGAACGCUCAACUCAUCGACUUCAACCCCAACUCCCGUAGAGCUAUAUCGAACUAUCUUAAGCUCUGCCGAAGAUGAAAGCAUGCACAUCAUCUCCAUUGGGCUUCUCACCAAUCUUGCCGAUCUUCUGAAAUCCGAGGCAGAUCACAUCAGUCCCUUGUCCGGCUCGGAGCUUGCCACGACGAAAGUCGGCGAACUGAUCAUCAUGGGCGGAGAAUAUCCUUCAGGAUGGGAGUACAACUUCGGUGGCACCGAUCCUGAAAGCACGGCAUAUGUUGUUCAUCAUUGGCCGCAGAGUGUCCGCGUCACGUACUCGGGCUCAGAGCUCGGCGGGAACAUCUUUUCGGGGCAGAACCUCGUCCACCGGUUGCCUCCGGAUUCUCCAGUUCUGAGCGCUUAUCAGUGGUAUGUUGGCCGGGGAUCUACUGCUCGUCCGUCAUGGGAUCCCAUCACCACUUUAUAUGGGAUUCUGGGCCUCGAUUGGGUUUCAAAGAUUGGCAUCCGUCCAAUGCUUGAAUAUGCUAAUGACUGUGGCUAUAACACCAUUACGGGAUCUGAUGGGUCGAAUGCUUGGGUCAAUGAUACGGGGGUAACUAAUCAGCAUUGGUUGCGGCUGACUGAUGGUGCAAAUCAUAGCAUGGCUGCGUUGCUCGAUGACUUUCUCUCGUGUGAUCCGUCUUCGAAGAGCUGCUUCCUAUAUGAGGGACUCUCAGAGAAUAUGAAAGACAUGCCUAUGUUUCCAGAAAUCUAG
Messenger RNA from Trichoderma reesei QM6a, 1113 nucleotides. RefSeq lists its product as uncharacterized. Gene Ontology annotation, molecular function: hydrolase activity, hydrolyzing N-glycosyl compounds. The record is from RefSeq and is a predicted model, not a curated record. Bases 1 to 1113 code for a protein of 370 amino acids. NCBI's taxonomy places the organism in Eukaryota, Fungi, Ascomycota, Sordariomycetes, Hypocreales, Hypocreaceae. The transcript has 3 exons.